UGCUGGGCGAGCAGACGACGAGUUGCUCCUACGCCAUGCGAGACCUCAUCUUCACCGACCCUUGCACACCGACCUUCGACCCCUACCCUGAGUACCUGAGCUGGCAGGAUUCAGUGCCGCCACAUGCGACUUUCGCGCCACUUGAUCACGUCCAACCACACCUGCCACCACCAGUUACGGCAGAUGCAGCAAAACUUGAAAAAACACCUCUGAAAUCAAAAUCUGAAUCAACAAGCAAACCUAGGAUCAAACGAAAACCCAGAGUACUUUUUUCACAGGUGCAAGUACAGGAGUUAGAGCGACGGUUUCACCAGCAGAGAUAUUUAAGUGCGCCAGAACGUGACCAAAUCGCGGCUCAACUCGAGCUGACCUCCACCCAGGUCAAAAUCUGGUUCCAAAAUCGGCGGUACAAGUCCAAGCGCUUCCCUCCUGACGCGAGUUCCGCCCCCAACGCUGCCCCCAGCCGAUGCGUCUACGCCAAAGAGCCGCCUCCUGCCAGUGUCAACAAUAAUAACAACAACAAUGUCAUUUCGGCCACAGUGCACCACCAGCCGUUCGAGCCACCCCCAUACUUCUGUCCGCCUGCGUAUGCCGCCCCCAGUCAUCACCAGCUCAUGACCGACUUUGAACAACCCACCUACGCCACCCUCCACAGCGUUCAGCAACCCAGCAGAUGCUGGUGAAUUUGCCAAAAGUAUUUUUACUUAAAGAGAAACUCAUCUGAUGAAAUCGAAUCAAAAGUUUGAUUGUUGCAAAUUUCUGUUCUGCGGAGUCAAAAAAUAUUAUUAUUGUUGGCUUCAAUGGGGGUUUUGUAUUCACAUCUUGCAAUUUUGAACAAAACUGAUAGCGCCAUUUUUAUAGCAGUGGAUCGAAAGGAAGUCAACGCUAAAAUAAAACCGCAGAAAAUUUUUGAGCAGAUAUUGCUUGUGUAGCUCAAAAUUGACCCUCAUAAAAUGCAACCCAGCAUGAGCACGCCAACUUCAAAUACUUUUAUGAAAAACAAAUUGUUCAAAAAAUACUUUAAGUUGUAAAUUAUAUAUUUUAGUUUAAAUUAUGUUGAAAUUAACAAUUAUAGCACGUGGAGAUUCUUUAACAGUGAAAUAAUUUGUACUUGAG
This is a messenger RNA of Neocloeon triangulifer, 1116 nucleotides long. RefSeq names its product homeobox protein LOX10-like. Gene Ontology annotation, molecular function: DNA-binding transcription factor activity, RNA polymerase II-specific; RNA polymerase II cis-regulatory region sequence-specific DNA binding. Gene Ontology annotation, cellular component: nucleus. Bases 36 to 683 code for a protein of 215 amino acids. NCBI's taxonomy places the organism in Eukaryota, Metazoa, Arthropoda, Insecta, Ephemeroptera, Baetidae. The record is from RefSeq and is a predicted model, not a curated record. The transcript is spliced from 3 exons. Gene Ontology annotation, biological process: cell differentiation; regulation of transcription by RNA polymerase II.